AUGAAAGAAAAUUAUUAUCAUAUAUAUAUAUAUGAUACAUUUUAUGAAGUUCUUAUAACAUCUGGCGAAUGUUGUAUUCCAAUUGUAUUUUUUACAAAUGGUGAUAAUAAAUUACAUUUAUCAAAAGUAACAAAACUUUCACAAGUCUUGAUUUCACCAGAACAAAUAGUCAUGUCAUAUCAUCCAUUAAAAGUGUAUAUUAAAUUUCAUAAAAAAAAAUAUAUUAUUUAA
Messenger RNA from Rotaria sordida, 231 nucleotides. The record is from the annotation of a GenBank genome assembly. NCBI's taxonomy places the organism in Eukaryota, Metazoa, Rotifera, Eurotatoria, Philodinida, Philodinidae.